Molecule: messenger RNA, 4363 nt
Organism: Perca fluviatilis (European perch)
Lineage: Eukaryota; Metazoa; Chordata; Actinopteri; Perciformes; Percidae
Gene: wdfy2
Product: WD repeat and FYVE domain containing 2
Exons: 12
Coding region: 176-1378 (400 amino acids)
Molecular function (GO): protein binding; metal ion binding
Source: RefSeq, a predicted model, not a curated record
UGUGUGUGUUGUCAGCUGACUGGCAGCAUCUCUGGCAGCCGUCACAACACUGUGCUGCUUGUUGACAGUUAGCUAGCAGCUACUAGCCAAGGCUUUACAGUCGGACCGGGGGGGGGUGGGGGGUUAUGUUUCCCGGAGCCAGAACCGUAGACGGAGGUUAGGGCACCACCAACUCAUGGCGGCCGAAAUUCAACCCCAACCGCAGGCUCGGAAGCCAUGUCUACUCAGCAAAAUCGAAGCUUUCCAAGACGUUGUGAGCACGGCGGUCAUCAUUCCCAAGGAAGACGGCGUUAUCAGCGUGUCCGAAGACAGGACAAUUCGGGUAUGGCUAAAGAGAGACAGUGGCCAGUACUGGCCCAGUGUCUACCACACUAUGUCAACAUCAUGCUCCUGUAUGUCCUUUAACCCAGAGACAAGGAGGCUGUCCUUGGGGAUGGAUACUGGAAGUAUCUGUGACUUCAUCCUGUCAGAAGACUACAAUAAGAUGACCCCAGCAAGCACCUACCAGGCCCAUCAGGGCAGAGUGACCGUGGUCCUGUUUGUGUUGGAGAUGGAGUGGCUUCUGAGCACCGGUCAGGACAAAAAUUUCAACUGGCACUGCUCAGAAAGCGGCCAGCAGCUGGGGACGUAUCGUACCGCCGCCUGUGUUUCAGGACUACAGUUUGAUGUGGAGACCAGACACGCCUUCGUAGGGGACCAGUCUGGUCAGGUGACCAUCCUGAAGCUGGAGCAGGACAGCUGCAGCCUGGUCACCACCUUUAAGGGACACACUGGUAAUGUGACGGCGCUGUGCUGGGACCCGGUCCAGAGGGUGCUGUUCUCCGGCAGCUCAGACCACUCCAUCAUCAUGUGGGAUAUCGGAGGGCGCAAAGGCACCGCCAUCGAAAUGCAAGGACACCAUGACAAGGUUCAGGGCUUGUGCUACGCCUCACACACUCGUCAGCUUAUCUCCUGCAGCUCAGAUGGAGGCAUCGUCAUCUGGAACAUGGAUGUUACACGACAAGAGACCCCAGAGUGGUUGGACAGUGACUCCUGUCAGAAGUGCGAGCAGCCUUUCUUCUGGAACUUCAAACAGAUGUGGGACAGCAAGAAGAUCGGCCUGCGACAGCACCACUGCAGGAAGUGUGGCCAGGCAGUGUGUGGCAAAUGUUCGUCCAAACGCUCCACCAUCCCCCUCAUGGGCUUCGAGUUCGAGGUGCGUGUGUGUGACAGCUGCCACGAGUCCAUCACUGACGAGGAUCGAGCGCCCACAGCCACCUUCCACGACAGCAAGCACUGCAUUGUUUACAUGCACUAUGAGCCCACCACUGGGAAUCUGCUCACCUCUGGCACCGACAAGGUUAUCAAGCUAUGGGACAUGACUCCUGUGGUGUCCUGAGACCUGUGGGCGACCAGCGGUCGGCAGGAAACUCCGUUCACCUCUGUUUGCCGGUCGCGCUUGAAAGAGAAAGAGAGAAGCAUAUCCAACAAUAUCGAUGUCAUCGGGAUAAUAUUUAACAGUUAUUCAACAACAAGCAGUGGCUGUUUCGUGUUCACAGUGAGGACACUGCAGGCCGGUGAAGCCUGGGAACAGGACAGGCCUUGGUUGACACAAGGUUACAGACGGUUGUGGGUGUUUGUUUGUGUGAAGGGUGCUGUUUGGUGGGGGAUCUCUCUGUGUGUAUGUGUGGGAGUGUCUGUGUUGUAUAAGAUUGUGUUGGUAGGGUGGAAGAAUUUGACUUUAUAAGUAAUUGACACACUUUAUUUACUUAAUUUUCAUGCAUUCCUGAAGCUUUUCAGACUGGAAAUUCCCGAAACAGUAAGUGAAAUAUUUCUGCACUGUCAGUGGAUACCGUGAUACCCACACUUUAUAUUUUGUAGAUGUGAAGCACGUUAUGGAACUGGACUAACUCACUCACAAACUCAAACUCACUCAUUCACGUGUAGCAGGCUGUAGUUUUGCCACAUGAGGAAGCUGUUUGAUCAGUUCUACACCUGCCAACCUGCACCACCUACAGGAAAAGAAAGUAACAGCAGCCGCAGUUUAGACUUGAGCUGCAUUUUUUUGUAUUCUUUAUCCCUUGAAGAGCACUUGUCAACUGCUGUUUAUGGUCAAGAAUUAAUUUAAACUCAUCGAAUGUAGUUAGGACCCCCUCUUUCUGCCUGCAAAGUAAUAUAUAUAUAUAUAUAUAUAUAUAUAUAUAUAUAUAAACUACAUUUGUUGCCUGCAGGUGUCAACACUGUUGAAGCUGUUGCAGGUCUUGCCUGUAGAUGGUGCUGAUGAGCAUAUUUAGUCUAUCUGCAGCUCUUAAUUUUCUUGCUAAUGGUUGGUUGGCACAGGUUGGACUGAAACCACAUCUCUGCAACUGUAAACCAUCAGCUGAUCCUGGUUUGAGGUGCUUCACAUCACCUACACUGUGUGUUCUUGUUAUCAUGUUAAGAGGCAAAGAAAUCACGCAAUCCCACACGUCAAACUUAUAUCAGUAACAUUUGAUUGGGCACAGUUUCAGCUCCAGCCCAUGUGACACUGAGGAAACUAUUCAUUUAAGUUCCUUAAAUAAGUCCAUUACUUGAGUGUCUGUGUAGGCUUCUGCACCUCAUAUCAACCACUAGAGAAGAGGACCUUCGAGACAUUAGAAGCAUUUUUAAUCAACACCUAUCCUGUUCAUCUAAAUUUAUAUCAGAGGGGGGUGGAAGGCCCCAAAUGUAUGGAGCAUGUCAUUUUGAAAUUGUAAUUUACUUUCUACUGUACUCACAGUGGGCCAGGUGUGUACACAUGGAGGCCUCUAAACUGCAUGUUAUCUGAAUAUCCAUUCUGUUUUUUUCCAGUGUUUGGCUGAACAACCAAAUGUUCUCUCUCCUAGUAGCUACUGUUGAUGCACCCAGUCCACUGAGUGUUCCAAAAAAAAAUGGAUAUCAAGCAAACCUCUUAACCUUACAAAGUUGGUCCUGCAGCAAAACAUUGUUCAGACCCACAGAACUUUAUUUGAAUUCUAGUAGAGACUCAAAAUAUGUCAGGCUAAAAUUUGGGGAAAGGUGGACAUGAAGUCUUACAGUAUACAGCUUCCAUAUCCUGAUAUGGAAUAUAUCUGAUACUGUCAACCUCUGUGGGGAAAAGUUUUCUUAUCACUCAAAGAAAAUGUAAGUGGAAAAUCAAAAGUUUAAGAGGUUAGACCAUUACAGAGGACAUUGAUUUUUAGUGAAGACCUUUGUCACGAUGCUAUAAUAAAACAGUGUUUGGAUUUAGGCAAACACUGGUUUAGUAAUCUGUAAAUUAAACAAUCAGACUGCUUGCUGAUCCUUGUACGUUCUCUACUGUCGGCUGUUUUAUGAGAUUAUUUAUUAUUCAAGUCUUAAUGUUUCUGACAUGCAAACACACAUAGCAUUAAGCUAAUCAGUGGCAGCAUGCACAUACAUGUGUCAGGACUAAAAGGAAAUAAUGAACAUUUGAUAUUUUUGUCAUUGUUACUGUCACAAUACUGUAUACUGACUUGUGAUAUGUCAAAGCACUGGAAUCAAGAAACAAAGAUGUGUCACAAAUCGCUGCUGUGAAGAGAAAAUAUGUUUGUUUUUAAUGAUUAUUAAGUUUGUGCUUUAAUGAUCAGAUGGUAAUUACAUUGAAUACUUAUAUUCAAACCCCACUGAACAUUUUCCAAAGAUGUGUAAUUUUCGAUUGAUAAAAAGGUUAUGUUAAAGACUUUAUCCAACAGUGGAUAAAUUAGAAAUUGUAGGCUUGACUGUUCAUGAAACACGUUUGUCUGUACUUUCACAGCUACCCAUAAAGGUACAUUUAUUAUAGCAGCUGUUAAAUCAUGAAUGUGAGCCUGUGGGUAUUAAGAAACUUAAAGGACCAUACCAGUGUUUUUAUCUGAGUUUUCAGCUCCUUAACUACAAAUCAUGUAUAUUUCUCUUGUUUUGCAGACUAGUUUUAAAUGCAUGGUGGACACUUUAGGAUGUAUUUUUUCAAUCAAUUCCAAUAAGCUGUUGGUUUCCAACUAAUUGAUUGUCACUCUUUACUGAAAUUAAUGUAAAACACAUCAGCUGCCUGGAAUAGUGGUUGAAAAAAACACCCAGAAAACUAAAACACAAUAGCUUGUUUUACAUACUUGUGAUCAUGUGAAGUGCAUGUGAUUUAAAUGUGCAAAAAUGUGCAAAAUCAACUUUAAACGUAAAAAACCCAGACUACACAAAGGCAUUAGGUAAACAAUACGUAAACUUAUAUUCCAGUCAAAAUGAAUUAAUCAAUCUGAGGCCAGUGGUCUAUUUUUCUGUUGCAGGAAAGAUAACAGACGUUGUGUGUUUCAGUGCGUCCAUUAAUGUAACCAUGUACAUGUAUGUAUAAAUGACAUUAAAAGAGCAGGGCCACCUACUCGACCAAUUGUGA